UGCGGAAGUAUAGAUUUCAAACACAACACAGCCCGGACGGGAGACGCUAACGUCAGCCGAUUGUAUUUCUCGUUUUAAUCUUUAUCUCGCCUCCAAUCAGCCCAGUAAUGGACGGAUCAGUCAGAGCAUCUUCAGACGCCGCAGCUGGACCACCGACUUAUUACAGAGGAAAUGAAAGCUCCCUGGUUUCAGCCCUGAAGACACUGCUGUUUUUUACGAUCCUGAUGGUCACACUACCCAUUGGACUCUACUUCGCAACAAAGGCGUACAUCUUUGAGGGUUCCAUGAAGAUGUCAAGCUCUGACAGCUACUUCUAUGCAGCCAUUGUGGCAGUGCUCGCUGUGCAUGUGGUAUUGGCCCUGUUUGUCUAUGUGGCCUGGAACGAAGGCACGCCUAAAGGGAAGGGCAAACACGAUUAAGGCAUGUCCUUAUCAGCUCAUAAGACCGGAGGAGAUGGACAGACACGGGCAUGGAUUCGCGCCCCCCCCCCUUACCCACACCCCAACCAUGGGCUCCAGCAUGAAACAAAGCACCAUCUACCAACCAGACAGUUAGGGGAUCUGGUUUGCGUGAAGGCUUUAACGUGAAGGUUAAAGCAUGAACUACUGUAUGAUUCCUGGCAUGGGGGAGUGGUGGCUGUUGGGUGUGUUUUUUUUCCACAAGCCUCAGCAGGCCUGCUUUUUGACUUUUUGUUCUCUGAAAAUGUUACUUUUGUGAUAGAGGACGGCCCUAGUUUUUAAAAGGCUUUGUUAUAAACUGCCAUUUGGUUAAGUGCUGCAAGUCCCUUCACAGUGAGAGUUUGUCGUGUAAGAAAACAUCUUAGGUUUUGGAUGAUGUGUGUGAGCGUGCACAUGCAUGCACACACACACACGCACACACUGUAUGUGCUUGUAAUGUGUACGUAUGAAGGAUGUGAUUCCAAAAUGCUCUACAUUCAUUCUGUUCAAAUUUGUGCUACUGAAUUCAUCAUUCUGUCCUUAAAUUUCAGUUCUUCUCUGCAUACACUUAAAGAUGACUAUUAAUCAAUAUAAACCUAUAAUGUGCUCAACGUUCAUGUUGAAUUUUGGAUCAAAAUCCUCACAAUGUCUUGUCCUUCCAAAUAAUCUCACUGAUCUCUUUGUCCUUUUAAACAAGUGUUUUUUCUUUCUGUUUUUAAGUGUUUAUGUACUGUAGUUCAUUGAUUUUUUUUGGAACUUUAAAUUAGGAAAUUAUUGCAAGAUGAAAUUGUAUUUAAAGAAAUGUUUUGUAAGCUGUUUGGUGAUUUGAGGAUGUAGAUGUCAGUGGAGUCGCUGUGAUGCAGAAAAGAUGGUUGAUUUGCUCAAAUAAACUUGAAAGAUUGUAAA
Messenger RNA from Plectropomus leopardus (leopard coralgrouper), 1343 nucleotides. RefSeq names its product vacuolar ATPase assembly factor VMA21 (gene vma21). NCBI's taxonomy places the organism in Eukaryota, Metazoa, Chordata, Actinopteri, Perciformes, Serranidae. Gene Ontology annotation, biological process: vacuolar proton-transporting V-type ATPase complex assembly. The record is from RefSeq and is a predicted model, not a curated record. Gene Ontology annotation, cellular component: endoplasmic reticulum membrane.